AUGGCUGAGCCAGAGACUGGUCAGGCACGCCAAAACCGGCCCCAGACCGAGGGUCAAGGGUCAGCAUCAGGUUCUCGAGGAGGCUCACGAGGAGGACGUCGCAGAGGAAGAGGAGGACGUAAGCGACCGGACGCCUCUGCACAGGGUGGCAGAAAUGCUACCCAGGUAGAGUCUGCAGAUGCCGCUGUUGCAUCCACAACGGCCCCAACAGGCCCAGCAGCUUCUGCUGCACCCGAAAGUUCGGGAGCUUCCAGAGGCAGACGAAACCGACGAGGUAACCGAGGCGGUUCUCGUGGACAGGGAGACCAGGGAAGAGGCGUGUUCUCGAUGGGACCGAGACGCCAGUUUGGUGGACGUUUGACGACAACCGAAUCGGCAGAUGCAGUCGCCCAGGAUGCAUCUUUGAGUGCCAACGCUCCGGAAUUUGUGCCUGGGCAAGCUGUUCCUCAAAGAAGUAAUCGACAACAACCUCCAGCUGAAUCUCAGAAUGGACCUCAGCCCCGCUCAAGAGGAAAUCGGACAAGGAACCGAAAGCAGGAUAGACCUCGCCAAGAGGUCCCCAAGUCCACGGCCUCUGAGCUCUGGCAACGGAUCCAAGAGGAUAUCGCCAAUUGGAACUACGAAUGUCGUAUUUGUACGGAAGAAGUUACUCGCAAAACCGAGGUCUGGUCUUGCACCACUUGCUGGACAGUUGUCCAUCUCGAAUGCGCCCAUCAAUGGUGGGAUACUUCCAUGAAAGUUAACGAAGAAAGCGGCGACAGAUCAUGGCGUUGCCCUGGAUGUAAUUCAACUUUGACCGACGAGCCAGGCGAUAGUUCGUGCUGGUGCGGCAAAGAGAUGAACCCCAGCCGGAACAGCAUCCUACCACCUCAUUCGUGUGGUCAAACCUGCUCCAAAUCCAGGUCGACGUGCUCCCACCCAUGUACUCUUCAAUGCCAUCCCGGCCCAUGUCCGCCAUGUACUGUUCUGAGUCCGCCAGAACCGUGCUACUGUGGAAAGAAUUCUCAGCGAAAGAAUUGUAGGGAUACUGAUUAUUACAACGGAUGGAGCUGCCGAGAGCUAUGUGGCGAUCUGUUACCCUGUUCGCAACACGAGUGUACCCAGGUAUGCCACCCGGGCGUUUGUGGUACUUGUGAAGUACCUGUCCAAGCCAAGUGUUACUGUGGACGAGUCGAGAAGGAGAUGAGAUGCUCUAAACAGGACGACCUGUGUGAUUCUUAUGAUCCAACCAACGAUUCUUGGUUCGAAGGCUCCUUCAGCUGUCAAAAUGCCUGUGGAAGAACCUACGACUGCGGUGCUCACAGCUGCCAGACAUCCUGUCACCCACAAGAUGAGAAGCCAGCUCAUUGUCCAUUCUCCUCAGAUGUUGUCAGCCAUUGUCCUUGUGGCAAGACACCACUCAAGGACCUCAUGGACCACCCACGCCAAUCCUGCGAGGAGCCUGUUCCUCACUGUGAGAGAAUAUGUGAGAAGGCCUUGCAAUGUGGACAUCUUUGCUUGUCAGUGUGCCAUACUGGAGACUGUGCCCCUUGUACACAGGUGAUGGAAGUUGACUGCCGCUGCGGCCGGGUCACCGGUGAGACGAUGUGCCAUGAGGGAGACAUCCAGCACCCAUUGUGUUUCAGAAUUUGCCAAGCAACUCGUAACUGUGGACGACAUCGAUGCGGAGAUCAUUGUUGCCCAGGAGAAAAGAAGGCCUCCCAGCGCAUCGCCCAGCAGAAGAAGCAGCGCCUUGGCCCCGAAUCACUUCCCGUCGAGGCUGAGCACAUAUGUGUUGAGACAUGUGGAAGACCGCUGAAAUGCGGCAGCCACUUUUGCGAGCAGCUCUGCCACCGUGGAGCUUGCCAGAGCUGCCCUGAAGCAAUUUGGGAAGAGAUUAGCUGUAACUGCGGUGCGACAGUUCUGCACCCGCCUCAGCCGUGCGGUACACGUCCACCUGCUUGCACGAACAAAUGCACACGCCGACCCGCCUGUGGUCAUCCUCCUGUUGAUCAUCAGUGCCAUCCUGACGACGUGAGCUGCCCCCCUUGUGUCUAUCUGGUCGAGAAGAGGUGCAUUUGUGGUAAGACCAACUUUCACAACAAACCGUGCCAUCUCCAGCAAGUACACUGCUCUGAGGUCUGCGGUCAGAAUCUCAGCUGUGGACUUCACACCUGCAAAAAGUUAUGCCAUCGCCCGGGAGAAUGCGGAGACGCACGAAAUGGCUGUGAGCAGAUCUGUGGAAAGACAAAGCUCCUCUGCAACCAUCCAUGCCAGCUCCUCUGUCAUAGCCAGAGCGCGUGCAAAGAAUCUACAGCCUGUCAGGUAAAGAUGUAUGUCAGUUGCCCCUGUGGUAACCAUAAACAAAACUUCAAGUGCUUGGCAAGCACAAGUAAUCCAGUCCCAAGUCGCCCAGAGCUUCGAUGUGACGAGGAAUGCGAGCGUCUCGAUCGCAACCGCCGCCUUGCUGCGGCUCUCAAUAUCGACCCGGCGUCCCACACUAACGAUCACAUCCCAUUCUCGGACGAUACCUUGAAACUUUACAAGUCAUUUGUAUCCUGGGGCGAUGCACAGGAGAGCCAGUACCGAGUCUUUGCUGCGAACAAGGACGAAGUUCGUUUAAGAUACGAACCCAUGCGUAACCAGUCCCGUCAGUUCCUUCACCUACUUGCCGAAGAUUUUGGCUUUGAGAGUAAGAGCGAGGAUUUCGACAUCCACAGAUCCGUCGUUGUCUGGAAGACGGACAAGUUUGUAUCGGCUCCAGCGAAGACACUGGCUCAGUGCGUGAAGAUAAGAGCCGCCCAAGCUGCCGAAGCAGCAGCUACGGCAGCAAUCCGUCCACCCAGCCCACCAGUCCUGGAGACCGAGCCUUUCAAUGCAUUGGUUCUCACAGAGCCUCGAUUCGGGUUGACAAUAGAAGAAGUCAAUACCGCUCUUGCACCGGAUUUGUCAUCACUACAGGGAUUCUCCUUCAAGGUUGACUUCCUCAACGAAGAGGUCCUCAUCAAAGCCUCAGUCUCAUACUCCGCCUUUCUCACGCCCGCCCCUAUGGAAAAGAGUCUCGAAAUUCUCAAACCCCGUAUUGAACAGACGAUCCGACGCGAGAAGCUCGCUGACGGCGUCCUGCUCUGCCACUCGGAUGUAAACGGUGCUAUCACCCGCCGAGAGGUGCUCCGCCGCGCUGGCGCCGGAGGAUGGAGCGCCGUGGCUGGGCGAGCCGCAUCGAAGCCUGGGUCAUCGUCCUCUACGCCUGCGCCCGACGAGGCCAAGCCGGGACGCAGGCUGCUUCUUGGGCUCAAGAAGAAGAAGCCGCAGCCGGAGGCGGGUAAGGUAUGGGCUGCUCUUGACGGGGAUGUUGAAUGCUAG
Messenger RNA from Fusarium sp. VM40, 3345 nucleotides. The record is from the annotation of a GenBank genome assembly. NCBI's taxonomy places the organism in Eukaryota, Fungi, Ascomycota, Sordariomycetes, Hypocreales, Nectriaceae.